AUGGACGGCGUCAAGCGAUAUUACAGCUCCCUCGAGACUCGCCUCGGGAAUUGGAUCGUCUACGGCGGUCGUGCCCACCUAGGCUACUACUCCCCAGAUGUGUGGUGGCCCUUUCCAGUGCAUCAGGCGCUGAUUGCAAUGGAAGAUCAAGUGUUUCGAUCGUUGCGUUUGAGCCCGGGUGCUCGAGUCCUCGAUGCCGGUUGCGGAGACGGUCAGGUGGCGAUCAAUUUCGCGCAGAAGGGACUGCAAGUCCAUGCCAUCGAUGUUCUUCCAGAGCACGUCCAACAAGCACAACAGAAUGUCCGGGAGGCUAUUGAUAAGGUUGACUGGAACGCCAAGCACAACUCAGACACAGUUACGCCCUUGGAUGCAUUGACGGUUCAGCAAGGUGACUAUCAUAAUCUUCAAACCUUGGGGAACGGUUCUCUGGACGGCAUCUACACCAUCGAGACACUAAUUCAUGCGACCGACCUGAAUCGCGUCUUGUCAGAGUUUUACCGAGUCCUCAAACCCGGAGGCAGAAUCGCCCUAUACGAAUAUGACCACUGGAGUGAGGACGAUUUUCACCAAACGAACCAAUCGGAACAGGGGGCUAUGGAUAAGGUUCGCUUGCAUGGUGCUAUCUCAAAUGCGGCAAACGGACAAUCCCCGUCACCCUCAGAGAACCGAAGCGAACAUGUUUGUCCACAGAAAAGCUUGGUUUGGAUGCUGAACGAGGUUGGCUUUGAGGAUGUUCAGGAGAGCGAUAUCUCGCAGAAUGUAAAACCAAUGAUUCGGUUUCUGGCUUAUAUCCUAUACGUCCCAUCCCUGAUGGUGUUAGCCCUGGGCUUGGAAGCGUAUUUUAUUAAUACUGUUGCUCUAGUCGCCAACCAUCUGCGUGGGUGGAAGUAUAUUGCGGUGACGGCGCGGAAACCUGCGACGGUAUCUGGCUAA
Aspergillus pseudotamarii is the source of this 933-nucleotide messenger RNA. RefSeq names its product class I SAM-dependent methyltransferase. The record is from RefSeq and is a predicted model, not a curated record. The transcript has a single exon. Gene Ontology annotation, biological process: ergosterol biosynthetic process. Gene Ontology annotation, cellular component: endoplasmic reticulum. Gene Ontology annotation, molecular function: sterol 24-C-methyltransferase activity. The coding region runs from base 1 to 933 and encodes 310 amino acids. NCBI's taxonomy places the organism in Eukaryota, Fungi, Ascomycota, Eurotiomycetes, Eurotiales, Aspergillaceae.